Molecule: messenger RNA, 1749 nt
Organism: Didymodactylos carnosus
Lineage: Eukaryota; Metazoa; Rotifera; Eurotatoria; Philodinida; Philodinidae
Source: the annotation of a GenBank genome assembly
AUGACUACUUUUAUACCGUCGAAGAAGAGAAGUCUUUCUGACUCUCCGCCACCAUAUGCCAUGAAGAAGUCAUCUGACGAAGUGGUAUCCGUUUUUGGUAGAUUGAACAAGUUGUCGAGCUAUCAUAUUGUUUGGUACAAUGAACUGCAUGCAAAUCCUUUGGAGUAUUAUCGUAUUUCAUCGAAAUUUCAACGUGGUGUUGUUGACUAUUUGGAAUGCUUUCUCAGUAUUGAAGAGUGUAAGGAAUAUAUUCGCUCGAUGGCAAAUGAUUGCCGACAUGUUAUUUUGAUUGUUUCUGUCAUUGCUUCUUCAUUGGCGCAAUUAAUGAAUGAUAUGAACGUUAUUGGCGCUGUAAACUCAAUCUAUAUUCAUCGAGAGCAAUCCCAUGAAAAUCCAAACGCAGCAAAAGAUAUUGAUUACUUGAAGAGCCAAGCAAAGGAGGAGAAGCAUGUUUGGAAGAUCGAGUGUAGAAUGCAUGGUGACGAGGGUAAUCUAUCGUUACUAUUACAUCAGCGUUUGAUUAAGUUGGACAUUGCUGCCCGAAUACUGACGUCGAGUGCUACCGACAAAGUCCAUACUGAUUCUGAUCAAGCGGUCUGCCAAACAUUUAUCGAAGGCAUGUCCACCUUGCUUAAUGAACUGGUCAUUCCAGAAGCAAAUAUUGUAACAUUGGAUGACGAAACUAAAGUUCCGAAAAAUACUAAACAUGCGGUUACUGCACUUUUCUCUCUCAAAGGGCUGAAAUAUUUCAGUCCCGAUUCUCUCGUACACACACCAGUCAUUCCCAGCGAUACGAUGGCUGCACUUUGGGAUUGUUUAGCAACGAUGUGCAAGGACAAAGGUGAAUUUCAGCGCGCUUUAUAUUAUUUUGAGAAAGCCGAAGGUUUUAUUAUCGAAAACGAGUCAUUAAUUGUUGCCCGCAAGGUGAACAUGGCUCAAGUCAAUAGAAUGAUGGACCAAUAUGCUCUAGCCUGGUCUAUCUAUCGAGAUUUGUUGAAUGAAUGUCUCGACGUGCCAGAAAAGGAUGAAUACAACGUGUUUUCUGAGAUUGCAACUGAUAUGCCGUAUGUGGAGUCUGAAAGUGCGAUGGAGGUUUGGUAUCCGAAUGUGUUCGGUUAUUUGGAAUAUGUUAAUGCCCAAUGUCGAGAAGCGCCAGCAGAUAAAUUACUUUUCAAAGAUGCUCUUCUCCAAAGAUAUCGCACGCUCGGCCAUGCAUACUGGUACCUUGGUCACAACAAAAAACACGCUCUUCUUUGCUACGAACGCUGGAGGGAACUGCUCGAAGAAAAUGACGAAUCCAUUGGCGAGUUCUUCCUGUAUUUGGCUCAUGUACAUUUUAUCGAUGAUUCGAUGCGAGCGAAAAGCCUCUAUGAACAAGCCAUUGUCGAAUUAUCGAUCGUCGAAGAAAUGUGGGCCGCAGAACUGGCGAUUUGCUAUAGCCGCCUAGGCUAUUUACAGAAGAGAAAACGCUUCUUUACUCGAUCCUUCUAUUUACUGAUCUAUGUGGAAGAUCUUCCUACAUUGCUACGAAAGCAUUUAGAAGAAGCAGGUGAAUGCUACCUUUACCUAGCUAAGAGCUACGUCCGAGAGGAUUCCACGGCUGAGAAAGCGACUAUCCGACAACUCUGUGAACAGGCAUUACGACUUUUUUUGAAUGUCAAACCACCGACGUCUAACUUUCGAGAAAUGCAAGACUGCGCUGAGCUUCUCCUGAAUAUGCAAGAAAAUAAUGGUAUAAAUGUUUCUUAG